AUUAAGAAGAAAGCCUCACUUUUUUUUAAGGCUGCCCUUAAUCUUAAUCUUAUCCAUUCUACUUAGGAUAUAUGCACCAAAUUAACUUAGAAACAAAGCACUCAUGAAAUUUUUCCUUUCAAAAUUCUUCAAGAUGAAUAGUAAUGUUACAUUUUGGGCCAUUUUCCUUGUUAUAAAUGUUAUUUUCUUGGAUUUUGCCCAUGGUUUAUCUGUGAAAAAUGUGAUUGAUUCCCCUCUAUUAACAGAUAAAAUUGCCACUAAUCGCACAAUUAUAGUUGAUGUUAAUGGGCAAGGGAACUUUAAAUCUGUUCAAGCUGCAAUUAACUCAGUUCCAGAUGGGAAUUCUGAUUGGAUCAUCAUCCAUGUUAGAAAAGGGACUUACAGAGAAAAAGUCCAUGUACCACCCAAGAAGUCCUACAUUUUCAUGAGAGGCAAUGGAAAAGGAAAGACAUCAAUUGUAUGGUCAGAAAGUUCCACUGAUAACACCAAAUCUGCUACUUUCAAAGUUGAAGCUCCUAAUUUUGUUGCCUUUGGCAUUAGCUUCAAGAACCAAGCACUCAAUGGUGUAACGUCAACCUCACAAAACAACACAUCAGUAGCAGCAUUGGUGGGAGCAGACAAAGUUGCCUUCUAUCAUUGUGCAUUUUUGAGUACUCACAACACUCUAUUUGACUACAAAGGCAGACACUAUUAUGAUGAUUGUUACAUUCAAGGUUCCAUAGACUUCAUAUUUGGCCGUGGUAAAUCCUUAUUUCAAAACUGUGAGAUAUUUGUAGUUGCAGAUAGAAGGGUUGAGAUUCGUGGUUCUGUGACAGCACAAAGUAGAUAUAGUGCCAAAGAGAACAGUGGCUUUGUGUUUGUGGAAGGGAAAGUGUAUGGCAUUGGAGGUGUGUACUUGGGAAGAGCCAAAGGGGCAUAUUCAAGGGUUAUUUUUGCAAAAACUUACUUGUCUAAGACAAUUGUACCUCAAGGCUGGACUAAUUGGAGCUCUCCUGGAUCAACAAAGAAUUUAUAUCAUGGUGAAUACAAGUGCCGUGGACCAGGGUCUGCCAUAGAAGGUCGUGCUUCAUGGUCAAAACAACUCAAUGACAAAGAAGCCAUGCCAUUCACCUCCAUAGAAUUUAUCCAAGGCAAAGAAUGGCUUCCAGCAUGGAUUUAAUUCAAGUUAAAUCACUUGAAGAUUAACAUAUAUAGAAGUUAAUCUGAUGAAGAUUAAUUAGAACUAUAAUAGUAGUAUUAUUAGCCAUGAAGUGCUUCUUGUAGUAGUGUUUUAUGAUGCCUCUGGCUAAAUACUUUUUGCUUAUUGAAAUUGUUAAUUAGUAGUAUAAGUAAAUUAUUGCUAGUUUAAAAGUACUAGGAUGAUGUUAUUGGCGGAUAUAAUUUGAAUUCUUAAA
Lycium barbarum (goji berry) is the source of this 1394-nucleotide messenger RNA. Its product is annotated as probable pectinesterase 67. Gene Ontology annotation, molecular function: pectinesterase activity. The record is from RefSeq and is a predicted model, not a curated record. The coding region runs from base 104 to 1159 and encodes 351 amino acids. The transcript is spliced from 5 exons. Gene Ontology annotation, biological process: cell wall modification. Lineage: Eukaryota; Viridiplantae; Streptophyta; Magnoliopsida; Solanales; Solanaceae.